Molecule: messenger RNA, 717 nt
Organism: Gossypium raimondii (Peruvian cotton)
Lineage: Eukaryota; Viridiplantae; Streptophyta; Magnoliopsida; Malvales; Malvaceae
Exons: 1
Coding region: 1-717 (238 amino acids)
Molecular function (GO): DNA-binding transcription factor activity
Source: RefSeq, a predicted model, not a curated record
AUGCUAGGCAACGCUAGCUCUGCUGAGACCUCCAAUCCAAUCACACCAUCAGUUUCUAGCGAAACCUCCCAAGAAAUUACUCAUCCAUUUGUAUGCUACCGCUGCCCUAAAAGGUUCACUUCAACGUAUGCCUUGGGAGGUCACCAGAAUGCGCACAAGAAGGAAAGGAAUGAGGAGCUUAGGCUCUAUAACGAGCGACGCCUCGCCUUGUCAAGGCAGUCGACUGUUCCACCUGAUGGGAGAGCCAAAACAAAAAGGGCGCUAGCAGUACUGACUAAUCAGUCAUCAACGCCGAGCUAUGGCCCUAUGGUGCAAUUUCUGCCUGUGGUUCCACUUCCUGGUUCUAUGUGCAUGUAUGCUCAUCCAAAAUCACUAGUGUUCGUGCCUGCUGGGUUCGAAUAUGGUCAAACAAGGGCUGGACUCAAUGGCAAAGAAGUCCCAUAUGAGGGUUCUCAUCGAGAAAACGAAAUGCAUCAUCCUUAUAACAGGCCUCUCGAUAUCAAACCAAUGGCGAUGAAGCUGUAUCCGAAUGAAGAAAGGGUUUUUUGGCCAAAAGCUAAAGAAGAUAACGGCUGUUCCAAGGAGUACUACUCCGUUUCAGCAACAAACAAUGUUGGCCCACAUGGUGAAGCCUUAAUCAAUGAAAGUAGGGAAGAUGAUGAUGCUGAUAAGAAGAGUUCAAAGGUGGAGGAACUGGACUUGACUUUGAGGCUCUAA